Messenger RNA from Ictalurus furcatus (blue catfish), 1534 nucleotides. RefSeq lists its product as uncharacterized. The transcript has 5 exons. Lineage: Eukaryota; Metazoa; Chordata; Actinopteri; Siluriformes; Ictaluridae. Gene Ontology annotation, biological process: response to bacterium. The record is from RefSeq and is a predicted model, not a curated record. The coding region runs from base 115 to 846 and encodes 243 amino acids.
UUUUUCUUUCAAAGUGCUUUAGGCUGCAUAAACAUCCACACCCCUACACACAGAUAAAGCCGCAUUCGAUUUGACCAACAGAUCAUUUCCUCUUUGUCUCUCGGCUGAUACACAAUGGUUCAGUUUAAAACUCUGCCUGUGUUUCUCUGUGCCAUGGGUUUUAUCUCAGAGACUCUGUGCUCUUCAUCUUUGGAGGCAGAAGCUGGAGAUAACGUCACUCUUUGGUGCCAACAUGGUCUGACUGAUACAGGUUACAUCUUCUGGUUUAAACACACGUGUGGUUCAGUUCCACUUCGUCUUGGGUGUAAAAAGUUUAGGACAUCAGCUCCAUCAGAAAACUGUUACUUCUUUACUGAAAGUGAGAGAAUAGUGAUGUCUGUUCAUGGCAAGAGCACGUCUCUCACAAUCACUGCAGUAACCGUCUCUGAUACAGGACUGUAUUACUGCAGCUUCAUGAAUCUGGCCGAAAUGUUCUUUAGCAACUCGACCUCUUUACAAGUGAAAGGUGUAAAUAAAACAUUUUCUGAGGAUAAAGCUACAGGUUCGGACUCUUCUGCUGUGUUCUUCAUGCUGAAUGUGGUGUUUGGUGCCGUGAAUCUGAUUCUUCUUGGUGUCCUGAUCUUCAUCAUACUGAAGAACAGAAAAACACACAGAGUUUACCUGAUUUAUUGUUUAUGUCAUCUCUGUGUAUCUUCUUUGUUCCUGCAGAACCCUGACUCGGACUCUGUGAAUUACGCUGCACUACAGUUCUCAAAGAAGAAAACCAAUAGAACCAAGAGACACGAUGAAAAGGUGGAUCCACAUGUUAUAUAUUCUUCAGUCGGACAGAGUAAUGUGUGUACAUGAUGUCAUAUAUCAUUUACUGUUUACUUAAUAUGAAACGGAUGUUUCUAUAGGUCUGUGGUUGGAAGAACUAUAGCAUUUGUAACAUCACAGUUAUGUUACAUAACAUAUAACAUAACAUAAUAUAACAACAUAACACAACAUAAAAUAACAUAACAUAACAUAACAUAAAUAUAAUAUGGGGGAGCAUGGUGGCUUACUGGUUGAGGGUUCGAUUCCUGCCGCGUCCCUGUGUGUGCAUGCUCUCCCCAUGCUUUGGGGAUUUCCUCCGGGUACUCCAGUUUCCUCCCCUAGUCCAAAGACAUGCAUGUGCAUGGUAGUCUGAUUGGCAUGUCCAAAAGUGUCCAUAGUGUAUGAAUGGGUGUGUGAAUGUGUGUGAGAAUGUGCCCUGCGAUGGAGUCCCCCGCCUUGUGCCCCAUGCUCCAUGGGAUAAGCUCCAGAUUCCCCGCGACCCAGUAAGGAUACUGAAAAUGGUACAGAAAAUGCACGAAUGGAUAAUAUAAUAUAAUAUCAUAUCAUAUCAUAUAAUAGCUUCAGGAUUCUGGAUAUUUAAUUUUUUUUUUACUCUAAACUAUGUAUCAAGUCUCUCAGUUUGUUUAUAAAAUGUUCAAGUGUAAAUAGAUACAUGUCUUUAUUUCUUGCUUGUUUCUAAGAAAAUAACUGUUUUGUAGAGGCUCUGACAAUAAAAACU